Haliotis rubra (blacklip abalone) is the source of this 3631-nucleotide messenger RNA. RefSeq lists its product as uncharacterized. Bases 157 to 3411 code for a protein of 1084 amino acids. The record is from RefSeq and is a predicted model, not a curated record. NCBI's taxonomy places the organism in Eukaryota, Metazoa, Mollusca, Gastropoda, Lepetellida, Haliotidae. Gene Ontology annotation, molecular function: flavin adenine dinucleotide binding; NADP binding; N,N-dimethylaniline monooxygenase activity. The transcript has 12 exons.
UGAAUGGCGCAGCGAGUACGCGCUGAGGAGGAGUACGUGCCGACCUAAAUGUUACCCAGCUGUUUACCUACUGCCUUACUUCCAACACGGAUUCUUCUACAACUUUACAAGUCUUUUUAGUACAGAAUAUUAGUUAGACGGUCGUACACUGACAGUAUGAGGGUAGCUGUUAUAGGAACUGGGGCUGCGGGCCUGUGUGCCUUACGGCUUCUCAAGGCACACCCACGGGGUUUCUGUCCGGUGGGGUUCGAGCUUAGUGAAGAGGUAGGUGGAACAUGGAAUUACACAGAUAAAACCGGAACAGAUGAGCGAGGCCUGCCGAUUCAGUCUAGCAUGUACAAGAACCUCAGAACGAACCUUCCGAAGGAGAUCAUGGCAUUUCCUGACUUCCCGUUCGACUCAAGACUGCCGUCUUUCGUCCAUCACACCGAUGUCGCCGAAUACCUUCGACGAUACGCAGAACAUUUUGACCUCCACAAAUUCAUUAAGUUCAAGACGGUGGUUGAACAUGUCUCACCAGUGUGUGAACCAAACACUCCGGCCGUCAAAUGGAAGGUGGCGUAUUCUGCAGCAGACGAUAGGGAGAAGCAGACGACAGAAGAGUUUGAAUCUGUUAUCGUCUGCAAUGGGCACUAUUCCACACCGCUGAUACCCGACACCCCAGGGCUGGAUGUGUUCGAGGGGGAGGUUCUUCAUAGCCACAACUACAGGAUCCCGUCAGCGUUCAGGGGGAAGAGGGUGGUUCUCCUGGGAGCGGGAGCCUCGGGGCAGGAUAUCGCCAUCGACGUCAGCUCAGAGGCCAAAGAGGUGUUCCUAAGCAGCAGAAAGGACCCACUACAAUGUCCGUUGCCGGAAAACGUUCAUUUAGUUCCUGGAAUAAAGCGUUUAAAGGAAAGAUCAGUGGUUUUCGAUAACGACCAGGAAGCUAAGAUCGACACUCUUCUCUUCUGCACCGGUUACGAGUAUACCUUCCCUUUCCUUGACCCCAAAAUAGGGGUCAAGGUCGACGAAGACCAACGUGUUACUCCCCUUUACAAACAUUUAGUUCAUUCCAAGUUUCCAUCUUUGUUUUUGAUUGGAUUGUGUAAAACUAUAUGUCCUUUCCCACAAUUCCACGUCCAGACAAGUACCGCGAUAUCCAUUCUUGGCGGAACUGUUCAACUGCCAUCAAAAGAGGAGAUGGAGGCGGAUGAAGCCAAUGAUCUUGCUGAUCGCAUAGCACGUGGGUUGCCAAGGAGACACGCGCACGAGAUGGGUCCUCACCAAUGGGAAUACAAUGCCCAGCUGGUACAGCUAGGCGGAUUCCAAGAUCCAAUUCCACCCAACGUGAAAAUCAUCUAUGAUUACGUACACAGAACCAGGAUACAGAAUUUGGUUGGAUACAAGAAAGAAAAAUAUGUUCGUGUUGGAAACGAUAACUUCCAUGUGGAGAGAUACUUCUCAAAGGCGUCAAGGCAGCCAUGGUCACAAGAACGGACAAAUGCUAAUGGUACCAUUCACUUGGAAGAGUUAUUGCCUCUGCUGCAGGAACCACUGGGACUGCACGAAGAAGUGGAUGACACUUUCGCCAUCUUUGAUCCUGCCCACGACCCUGCAGUCCUCCUAGAUCACCUCAACAAACAGCACAGCCACAUCCAGUUCACCAUGGAAAUUGAGGAUCAACACAAGCUGCCCUUCCUUGAUGUAUCCCUUGACAAUUCAUCCAAGAUCACUCCCUCUGUCUACAGAAAACCAACACACACUGACCAGUAUAUUCAUUAUCUAUCCAACCACCAUCCACAAAUAAAACAAGCCAUAGUUUCAACCCUAACCAGACGCGCCAAGGCUAUCUGCGACCCAGCCCAACUCCAAGAUGAGAUCGACCACCUCAAAACAACCUUCAUCACCCUCAACGGAUAUCACAAACAACUUGUAGGGCAGACCGUAGCCACAAUCCUCCAUCAACAAAAUGACCAUCCACCCAAACCCGAACCAGCUCCCAUCCGGAUCAACAUUCCCUACAAAGGCCAGAUUAGUCAUCACAUCAGCCGACUUCUUAGAAAAACUGCCAGUGUUGAUCCGAUGUUUCGUAAGAUCUGUCCUACUGUUUUCACGUGUCUUAGGUUUGUCGAGUUCUACCAAAGACGCUGUAGUUCCUUGUUUCUACACAGAAAUAUGCCGAUACGAGUGGCCGUGAUCGGCGCGGGUGCAGGUGGGCUGUGCGCCAUGCGGCACCUGUUGGCCAGGCCGGACGUUUUUGAGGGGGUCUGUUUUGAACAGUGUCCGCUAGUUGGAGGUACAUGGGUGUACACAGACAGAGUUGGAACUGAUGAAUACGGACUUCCGGUACACUCCAGCAUGUACAAAAACCUCAGGACAAAUCUGCCAAAAGAAGUAAUGGCAUUUCCUGACUUUCCUUUCAAGGAUAGUUUACCAUCUUUCAUAUGGCAUCAUGAUGUCCUGCAGUAUUUACAAGACUACAGCGACCACUUCAAUGUCACUGACAAAAUCAAGUUUCAGACCAGAGUAGACUGUGUACGUCCUCUGAAGGGUAACAACUCAGAACCACAAUGGGAAGUGCAGUUUUGCAAUGUUCUCAAUCAAACAAAGAAACAGACAGAAUUGUUUGAUGCCGUCAUUGUGUGCAAUGGGCAUUAUUCCAUCCCCUUGGUGCCAGACAUUCCGGGUCUGGACAAGUUCAAGGGUCGUGUGUUCCACAGCCACGACUAUCGGGAGCCUGAUUCCUUCAAGCAGCAGCGUGUGGUUUGUCUUGGUGCUCAGUCGUCUGGCAUGGACAUCAUGGUGGAGCUAAGCACCAUGGCUCAGACAGUGUUCAUCAGUCACAACAAGGCCCCCCUUACAUCCAAAUUACCCCCCAACGUAGAACAGAAGCCCGGGAUAGCCCGCUUCACGGAAGAUUCAGUUAUCUUCUCCAACGAGGAUGAACAAAAGAUUGACUCUGUUGUUUUCUGCACUGGAUACAAAUACACUUUCCCAUUUCUGUCUGAAUCUUGCAAUCUCAAGAUAGAAAAUGAAAGAGUUACCCCCCUUUACAAGCAUAUACUCCAUACAGAAUUCCCAACACUGUCUUUUAUAGGAAUUUGCAAAGUUGUCUGCCCCUUCCCUCAGUUCCAUUUUCAAGUUCUUGUCGCUCUAUCAGCAUUGGAUGGAUCCUUGAAGUUGCCGUCACGGAAUGACAUGGACUUAGACAUAGAGAAGGACUAUCAACAUCGCCUCUCUCAAGGACUGCUCCCUCGGUAUGCACACCACAUGGGCCCGAGGCAGUGGGCGUACAAUGAUGAACUUGCUGAUAUGGCCCAGUGUCCGAGGUUGGAUCAGCAAGUGAUGGACCUUUAUAACACAGUGCAUGAAUGGAGGUCAAGAGAUGCAGCCACAUACAAGAAAAUGAACGUUACACUAGAGAAAGCCUGAUGUUUCCAGAGCUGUGAAUAAGUGAACGGUUUUAAAUGAUAUAGCGUUUCAAAUCCAGGGAAUGACUGUGAUCCUUUUAAAAUGCAUAUUUUAUCAACUCUGCUGCUGUAAAAAUGGUUAAUGAUAUUCAGGUAUGCAUGUACAUACACAGAAUAUUUACUCUAGUCUUUUUACGUGAUCAAAUGAUGUAUCUGACUGAUAUAAAAUAUUAUUAUUGUUA